Molecule: messenger RNA, 489 nt
Organism: Rhincodon typus (whale shark)
Lineage: Eukaryota; Metazoa; Chordata; Chondrichthyes; Orectolobiformes; Rhincodontidae
Product: protein PET100 homolog, mitochondrial
Biological process (GO): mitochondrial respiratory chain complex IV assembly
Cellular component (GO): mitochondrial inner membrane; mitochondrion
Source: RefSeq, a predicted model, not a curated record
AUGGCGGCGGCCGUUGCGGCGCCGCACGGUGAUCGCGGACGGGGAACGAAGAUGGGCGGCGUGAGGUUGGAGAUAUUCCGGAUGUGCCUUUACCUGUCAUUCCCAGUGACAGUGUUUUGGAUCUCCAAUCAAGCAGAGUACUUUGAGGAAUAUGUGAUCAAAAGAAAGAGAGAGAUCUAUCCACCAGAAGAGAAGAUGCGUCGGAAAGAGCUGGAAGACUUCAAGGAACGAAUGAGGGAAAAACGGGAACAAAAACUACUGCGUACACUAGAAACCCAAAAAACACAAGAACAGUAAAGCAGAGUCAAUAUUGCACAAGCUGCCUCCAACUUUCACCAGAUCUUCAUGUAAUUCAAGUGUUGGAAUUUUGCACGACUGUUUGUUUUUCUCUUCUCUGUGAAUCUUUAUCAGCUGUUGAUUAUUACAUAAAAGCCAAUCUGUAUGCAAAUCUUAAGUUAUUUUUUACAAAAUAAAAAUAGUACAUAGCUA